Molecule: messenger RNA, 1281 nt
Organism: Cynoglossus semilaevis (tongue sole)
Lineage: Eukaryota; Metazoa; Chordata; Actinopteri; Pleuronectiformes; Cynoglossidae
Gene: atad1a
Product: ATPase family AAA domain containing 1a
Exons: 9
Coding region: 121-1275 (384 amino acids)
Biological process (GO): extraction of mislocalized protein from mitochondrial outer membrane
Cellular component (GO): mitochondrial outer membrane
Molecular function (GO): ATP hydrolysis activity; ATP binding
Source: RefSeq, a predicted model, not a curated record
AACGGAUGUUUGUUCCUACCCGGAGUCCAAAUCCCGGGUGCACCCCCGUGGGCUAAUGCAGUAUUUGACGUUUUUUCCGUGUGAACCGUGGAGUUUGGAGUCUGAUGCCGAUCAGCUGAGAUGCCUUUCAAAGAUCUCCCCAGAGAGGCCCUGCUGCAGCCGCUGUCCAGAAACGAGGUGGUGGGCCUGCUGCUGCGGUUGACAGUGUUCGGAGCAGCCACAUACUACAGCAUCAAGUGGGUCAUGGAGGCCAUGGAUCCGACGUCGAAACAGAAGAACCAGGCCAAGAAGAGGGCGGAGCAGCUGAUGAAGAGCAUCGGCGUGGAGGACGUCACCCUCACGGAGUACGAGAUGAACAUCGCGUCCCACCUGGUGGAUCCACGGAGCAUGAAGGUCUCCUGGGAGGACAUCGCCGGUCUGGACGAAGUCGUCAACGAGCUGCAGGACACCGUCAUCCUCCCCUUCCAGAAGAGAAGACUUCUGGCCAGAUCAAAGCUCUUCCAGCCCCCCCGGGGUGUUUUGUUGUACGGACCUCCGGGAUGUGGGAAGACCAUGAUCGCCAAAGCAACGGCCAAGGCCUCGGGGUGCAAGUUCAUCAACCUGCAGGCGUCCACGCUGACGGACAUGUGGUACGGAGAGUCGCAGAAACUCACGGCUGCCGUCUUCUCGUUGGCGGCCAAAAUCCACCCCUGCAUCAUCUUCAUCGAUGAAAUCGACUCGUUUCUACGGAACCGCUCCUGCCUGGACCACGAGGCUACGGCCAUGAUGAAGGCCCAGUUCAUGAGUCUGUGGGACGGACUGGACACGUCCGCUACCAAACAGGUGAUGGUAAUGGGCGCCACCAACAGGCCGCAGGACGUAGAUGCAGCCAUACUGCGGAGGAUGCCUGCUGCGUUUCACGUUGGCCUUCCAAACGCCCAACAACGACGGGACAUCAUGACGCUGAUCUUGGCAGGAGAAAACCUGAGCCGCAGUGUUAAUCUGACGGAAAUCGCUGAGAAGACCGAAGGUUACUCUGGCAGUGACCUGAGGGAGCUGUGCCGCGACGCCGCCCUGUACCGAGUCAGGGACUAUGUCCGCGAGGAGCAGCUGAGGCAGGUCACUGAGCAGCUCCUGGACUGGGACGGGGAGAAAAACACUUCCAGACCUGUGGAAGAAGAACGGUUGCGGCCGGUCACCCAACUGGACCUUCUCUUCGGCCUGGACAAAAUGGAGGAGUCUAAGCGGGCCACAGUCUCCAUGCCCAACCGGGUUUCGGACGUUCCUUUGGACUGAGCGGCG